CUGUUGUGUUAGUGCCAGUUUUGCUGAGACACACACACACACACACACACUUUACUCAAGAUUAAGUUAGAUUUAAGAGAAAAUACUUUUUGUUUCUUAAUUAAGGGGCGGUGGUUUGAUACAGCAAAUAUAAUUAAACUAUAUGCAUAUUACAUAAAUGAAAGAAAAUGUAAAUAACAAAUAAGUACACAAAUGCAUAAUGACAGAAAAAAUAUUUUCCAUUGUUUUCCAUCUAUUGAUGUCGUAAAAUGUCUUAUCAUUUAUUUUAAUAACUAUUUACAGUUAGAGAUGCAACAGUGUUGCAUGCUGGGACUAUUUUUCUAUUAACAUUCAAAGUUUCUAUUUAUUUUCCAUCAUCUUCCCUCACUGUGUUCAAGUCUGCCUUAAAAUAGUUCAUCCAAACGGUAUUAACUUUUUUAAUAAGUUAAGUCAAGGGACAACAUUACUUCUUGCUAAAAAUAUUUGGCUCAACCGGCUGAAGACUCAAAUGUAACUUGAGCUGAAUAGAUUUGUAAACAUGAGAAGGACUGUGGAUGUUGUCCUCCAUCACUUCCAUUGAAAUCACCAUAAGAAAAGAACCCAGGAUAAUAUUUGUUCCGGCAUGUGAGUGUUGUUUUUAAAGACGUAAACCUACCCUUACAUAUUUGUAGGAACACCUGUGAUUUACCACCUAUGACAAGUGAACAUAUCUGCUGUGAAAAAAAGGCCUGUUGUUUUAACAAAGCACAGGUGCAAUUAAUCACACAAUGAUUGCUGCCUGGAUUAGUCAUGCGCAACGCGGAUUUCCAACCCGGAAGUGACACUUAAUUAAAUCAAUUACACACCUGUGUUGGAUGAGUUGGAAAUAGAUUGUCCUCUCAGUUAAUUUUGAGCAAAUUUACUUUAUUACACGCAAACUAAAAUGAGAAAUGUGCAUAAGCUUAAUUAUGAAGCAAACAACCAAUAAACAAACACGCCCUGUCCGGUUGGUAAAUACAAUGGUUUAACGCACACUUAAUUGGUAUUCUCACGUUGAAUGCAAACCUAGAGGUGUUAAAUGAGUUAACGCGGGUUCCUCCUUCAACGCAACGUGAUUUCAUGGUAGAAAUAAACGGGCAUAACGACAGAGAUCCUGUUAAUGGGAGGAGUGAAUCAGGACAGCGAGCACGAAAAACACGUUCCGCAAACCCUCCAAUCCAGUCGGCUUUCCUCUGUGCCUGCAGCCCGGAGCUGCUCUCUGCUCUGAGCCAACAACACAUUCCUGGUAGCGGUCCCUUCUCUGCGAACCAUUUUAGUUGUUUUUAAUUUGAGCGGUGAGUCGGAGGAACAAAAGAGUCCAGAGUUGUUGGGGAUGGAUGCUGCCGAGAGAAGCGCCCUGGUGAGCCGGCUGGAGAGAAGCAGCCACACGGCGUUCAUAGAGGACAGGACGCUGUAUGUGUGGGGAGGUUACCAGGUAGCUGGUGGAGAGGAAAUCAUGUUGCCCUCUGAUGAAAUCUGGCUCUGUGAUUUGGACAGCGGGAUGUGGGAAUGGAAGAUCAUCACCGGGGACGCUCCACCAGCUGGCUUCUGUGGCUCUCAUGUUAACGGAGCGCUCUACGUCUUUGCAGGAUGCGAACCCGUCGGAUACACUAACGAGAUGUUCAGCGUCGACCUCACAGAGCAGAGCUACUCGUGGAAGAAAGUGACCGACACCAAGGGAACGACGCCGUCGCCGCGAAACAAACACUCGUGCUGGGUUCACCGAGACCGAUUAAUCUUCUUUGGUGGAUAUGGAUGUAAGACGAUAGGGGAGGUACGAAACGCAUCAACGUCAAACUUCGUCGUGGAAGAGAUGUCCUGGACCACAAUUGGAAACGCAUUAUUUCGGUGCUGGGGCUGGAACAAUGAAGUCAGUGUUUUUGACACUCUCACGGCGACGUGGAGCACGCCAGAGACUCAGGGUUCUGCUCCGGCCCCCAGAGGCUGCCAUGCCAGCGCCCUUCUGGGGAACAAAGGUUACAUCUCUGGCGGCGUGGAAAAGACCGAGUUGGACAUGUUCUGCUUAGACCUGAAGACCUGGACUUGGACUCAAUUUGACAUCUCCCCGUCCUGUGCACCUCUGGGACGCUCCAUGUUCACCAUGACGCCCACAUCAGAUCACACGCUCUUCGUGUACGGAGGUCUCGGCACAGACGGAAGGACUCUCAAUGAUGCCUGGCAGUUUAACACGCAGACGAGAGAGUGGAUCAAGAUGGUGAACCCACACAAAGACAAGCCCAGAGUGUGUCACACGGCGUGCCUGGGAAGUGACGACGAUGUUGUUGUGUUCGGGGGAAGCAGCGAGAUGUGCUUCCUCAUGGACUCGGUGGUCAUUCUGAGGGCUCCCUCAGAGAACCACUGCAGAGACAUGUUCGUGUUUCAGACUCAGCCGUACUCACUCUUCAGAAUGUGUGAAGACUUUAUAGGAAGAAACCCAGAGCUGUUUGGGAAGCAGCUGACCUGUCUACCAUCAAAGGUGCACAAAAAGAUCAACAAGCGAGUCGCCUUUUUCUCCGAUAUGAAGCCCGUCCUCACACCUUGAAGAGGACUGUUUUUUGUUUUGUUUUUUUGGGUUUUUUUUUUUUUUUGUUUUUUUUUAGAAUCUGAGCCAGUCAAUUAUUACAGAACUGUUUUCAUGUUUUUGUGUCAGGAGUGUGUUGGUUUUUUGUUUCAAAUGAUUUAAAAAAAAAAAAAAACAACUAAACAUCCUACAGUUCAAUUGUUUUAACUGAAGACAUUCAUUUGUAAAUUAAGCGUUUUGCCUUAUUUUAAAAAGCCAGUUUAGAUUUGGUAACAUUUUACUAUAUAUAGUGAUUUAAUGAUGUGCAAUCUGUUUUUGAAUAAAAGUUAUGUGUUGUAUA
This is a messenger RNA of Anarrhichthys ocellatus (wolf-eel), 2858 nucleotides long. RefSeq names its product kelch domain-containing protein 1-like. The record is from RefSeq and is a predicted model, not a curated record. Gene Ontology annotation, molecular function: protein binding. Lineage: Eukaryota; Metazoa; Chordata; Actinopteri; Perciformes; Anarhichadidae. The coding region runs from base 1331 to 2539 and encodes 402 amino acids. The transcript has 13 exons.